Capsella rubella is the source of this 3515-nucleotide messenger RNA. Its product is annotated as nitrate regulatory gene2 protein. Bases 1077 to 3311 code for a protein of 744 amino acids. Lineage: Eukaryota; Viridiplantae; Streptophyta; Magnoliopsida; Brassicales; Brassicaceae. The record is from RefSeq and is a predicted model, not a curated record. The transcript is spliced from 5 exons.
UGUUUGUGUGAGGAAGCUACUAGAUUGGGGUUUUUUUUAGGUUUUGUUAUACUGUAGUGGUUCAAUUUCAAUUGGGUUUCUUUACCUUUCUAUAAAAAUCUCUCCUUUAUUAGUGGGUUUGUCAAAUUACUUCACUUUUCAAGUUUUGAUUUUGGAUUACUCUGAGAAAAAAAUCCUUUUUUUGGUUUAAUUAGUUUGGUAUUUGUCUAUGGUAUGACUUUGUGUAUGUUUCUUGCUCGCCCUAGUUUUGGAUUAGCAUAAAAGUUGCCUUUUUGUGUCUGAUUCUGGUUGUUUCUCACAAAACUGCAACUUGGUUUUGUGAAAGUUUUACUCUUUUGGAUAACGGGUUUGCUUGAGGAAAUUGUAACAUUGGAAUAGGUUUACUAGGUUAAGGGAAGUGGUCAGAUUGCGUUUUGCUUUUAAAGUGGAAAUUUUGUUCUGUAUUUGAUGCUUUUAAGUUGUUUUUUUGUUUGGUAUGUAUGAUGAAGCUGAGAACUUUUUGAUUGUGUUUGUGUUGGGAGUAACAUAAGCUUGUUCCUUUUGUUUUCUUAGUAUUCAUCUGUUAGUGGUGUUUCUUCUCUGUGUUCAUUUGUAUUCAUCUGUUAGUGGUGUUUUUUUUGGUAGUCCUCUUUCACUAAAUCUAGUCCACUUGAUAACUUUUCAAGUUCUUAUGCUCUAUGAAGCGGUUUUGUGUUUGUUGUGGUAGUUUGUGUUAGAGUUCUCAGUUCAAGAUCACUAAAACAAUAUAACCCAGAACAGGAUAACUAGAAAAGAACACGAAAACAUAGAAUACAUUUUCCUUGGUAUGAGCUAAUAAAUUCUCAAAAAUCCUAUUUCCUAGUAUGGAUCUCACAAAUAGGUCAUCCUUCCUACCUAUAAGAAACUCCAAAAUCACAUAAUAGAAAAAUUCCAAAUGGUCAUUCCUCAGAGUUUGGAAGUUUUCUUUUUUAGAUUUGAAACUAUUCAAGUAUUUCUGUCAAUUUUAUGUUAUUUCUUGGUCUAAUUGGUGUAAGAUUACAUUUCUGCAUGUUGUAAAUCUAAUUCUGUAACUCUUUUUUUGCAUGUAAGAUUGGACAAUGGGUGCAUCAACAUCCAGAAUAGAUGAAGAUAAAGCCUUACAGUUAUGUCGGGAACGAAAAAAAUUUGUCCAACAAGCACUCGAUGGAAGAUGUUUGUUAGCUGCUGCUCACGUUUCAUACGUUCAGUCUCUUAAGAGUACCGGAACUGCCCUCAGAAAAUUUGCUGAGACUGAAGUUCCAGUUGAGUCUUCCUUGUUUACGUCCACUAGUGCAACACCAGAACAACCUCUUGCCUUAAUCGAGAAAUCAGUUUCUCAUCCGUCAUACUCUCCUCCACCUGCUUCACAUUCGCAUUCCCAUCAUGACACGUAUUCACCUCCUUCGUCUCCUCCUAGUAACAGUCCGUUCCAGGUCAAUCAUAUGAAAUUCAGAGGGUUUUCUUCAAAAAAGGUGGAAGAGAAACCUCCGGUUUCUAUUGUUGCCACUGUAACCUCAUCUAGUCUUCCACAAAGCAGGUCUAUGGAAAAGCUGGAAUCAACCUCAUUCGAAGAACCUUCGUCCAUGCCACCUGAAGCACCUUGGGAUUAUUUUGGUCUUUCUCAUCCAAUUGACAACCAGCUUUCUUCGUCUCAUGCUGGGAAUGGUCAUGUGUCAAGAUCCGUGAAGGGAGAGGAUGAAACUCCAGAGGUGGAGGAUGAUGGUGAGAAUUUUUCUUUUCAAGAAAGGGAAGCGUCCAGAGAUUCGGACGAUGAUGAGUUUGAUGAACCAACAAGUGAUACACUAGUAAGAAGUUUUGAAAACUUCAAUAGAGUGCGCCGCGAUCACAGUGCUUUGCCUCAAAGAGAGGGAGUUGAAAGCGAGUUCUCGGACGCUGAGAAAAGUAAAACUCCUGAGUUAUCACCACCAGUCACGCCUUUAACAGCCACUCCAGUGAACAAAACACCACACAAGGGAGAUCACACCGAGAACAAGCUUCCUCCCAGGGACUUCUUGUCAAGCAUGAAAGAGAUAGAGUUGCUUUUCGUUAAAGCUUCAGAGACUGGUAAAGAGGUUCCUAGAAUGCUUGAAGCCAAUAAAUUGCAUUUCCGUCCAAUAGUUCCAUCAAAUAAGGGUGGCUCCGGUGCCUCAUCACUGUUCAAAACCUGUCUCUCUUGUGGGGAAGAUCCCCAAGAUGUACCAGAAGAGCCUGCUCAGAACUCGGUGAAAUACUUGACCUGGCAUAGGACUGACUCUUCACGAUCCUCAUCUUCUCGGAAUCCUCUUGGAGGAAUGAAUUCUGAUGAUGUGGAAGAGCUCAAUAGCAAUCUCUUUGAAAACAUUUGCAUGAUUGCUGGAAGCCAUGCCUCAACGCUAGACAGACUGUAUGCAUGGGAGCGGAAGCUCUAUGAUGAAGUUAAGGGGAGUCAGACUGUGCGAAGAGAGUAUGACGAGAAGUGCAGAAUUUUGAGAGAACUUGAAUCAGAAGGCAAAGGCUCACAAAGAAUAGACAAGACACGUGCAGUUGUGAAAGACCUUUACUCCAGAAUCAGAGUGGCGAUUCAUAGGAUCGACUCCAUAUCACGACGGAUUGAAGAACUCCGUGACAAAGAGCUCCAGCCUCAACUUGAGGAACUUAUUGAAGGAUUGAGUCGUAUGUGGGAAGUGAUGUUCGAAUGCCACAAGGCUCAGUUUCAGUUAAUCAAAGCGUGUUACAGAGGCGGAAACAUUAAACUCAACAUGCAGUCUGAGUUGCACAGACAAGUAAUAUCUCACCUUGAAGAUGAAAUCCGCGUGUUGGCCUCAAGCUUCACUAAGUGGAUCACAGGCCAGAAAUCGUAUAUUAAAGCGAUAAACGAGUGGCUGGUGAAAUGUGUCGCCUUAACACAACCAUCCUCUAAACGAAAAAGGCGUGCACCACCUCCGCCACUGAGAAACUAUGGGCCUCCCAUUUAUGCAACAUGUGGAAUCUGGCUAGAAAAACUCGAAGAAUUACCAACCAAAGAGGUUUCAAGCUCCAUCAAAGCACUUGCAUCUGAUGUCGCCAGGUUCUUGCCACGACAGGAAAAGAAUCGCACCAAGAAACAUCGGUCGGGUGAGAACAAAAACGAUCUGACAGCUCACAUGUUGCAAGAUGAGACUGUGGAGGAUUGUGGUCCGGGAUUUGAUCGGUUUAGGACAAGCUUGGAAGGGUUUGUUGGACAACUCAACCAGUUUUCAGAAUCAUCAGUGAAAAUGUAUGAGGAACUUAAGAAAGGAAUCCAAGGAGCCAAGAACAACUACGAGCAGUUAAAGGCUUAUACACAAGGAAAAUGAUUUUUUUGGUUUCUUGGAAAAUGAAAUUUUGUCAGGUUACAAAAUUUUGGAGGAAAGGUUUGGCAUUUGUAAAUGCAAAAGGGAUAAUAUAAGAACAUUUCUUCAAGCAUGAAAUAUUGAUAAGAUGAUUGUGAUAGUGUUUUUCGUUUGUCCAAUCACUAAACAUAUAAUAAAUCUAGUCAAUAUCAUAGAUUGAAUCUUCAA